Molecule: messenger RNA, 1214 nt
Organism: Pocillopora meandrina
Lineage: Eukaryota; Metazoa; Cnidaria; Anthozoa; Scleractinia; Pocilloporidae
Source: the annotation of a GenBank genome assembly
AUGCCCUUUCAACUUUUUCUUCUAGGAUACUUACUCGUAUUUCCUGCGCCGCGUUCCAUUGAAAACUAUGCCAUGAAAUAUCCAGCCAUACCAUCGGACCUCAGCCAGUUAUCGCUGUGUUUUUUUGUAAAAGUUGUUACAGACCAAAAACUGCAAUCUAUCUUCAGCUAUGCCAAACUCGAUGAAAAUGAUAUUUAUGCCGAAAGUUCUCCAACUGAGACAGCUCUCGGCAUCAAUGACAAACAUGGCAGGUAAUUCUUAUUUGAUUUUUUUGAAAAUCGGGUCAAUGAUGAAACUUAAUUCAACCUUUUUCAACAAUUUCUCAUUACCAUGACCAUCCUACAAUAUGGUCACGAAAAAGGGGAUAAGGUUCGUACGAUUUCAUUUAGCCAUCACUAAAUGCCCCUAGAGAGCGGGGAUGGCGCGGUGGUGUAAGCGCUCGCCUCCCGCCCCUGUGGCCUGGGUUCGAUUCCCGGACAUGGAUUUCUCAUUUUCCAUUUUGUUUGGGAAUGCAUUUCAGACUUGCCCCGGUGUAAGAAAAACAGUUCCGUUAGUUGUCUGUUUUAGCACCCGGGAAGACAUCUUUAAAAGUAGGUUGGAGUCGUACCAUUUAUAAUUUUAGACAUCCCGUGAGAGCAUUUUGUUUGCUUCUCCACUACUUAAAAUUGGACCAGCUGAGUUUACUCAAACAUAGUUAUUUCUUCGUAGGUGGGGAGGGAGGGUGGGUGAACGGGUGUAAGGAUGAUACUGGAACGAAUCAAGCGAUGGAUGAUUCAGAAAGAAACAGACUGGGCAGUAAAUGAAGAAAAUAUAAAUCACUCAUUUCAUGAAUAUGAAUUUUCUUUAGUUUCAAUGCUUCGGUCUAUGAUGGUGCCUGGCAUCAUUUGUGUUUCACUUGGGAAAAUACUUAUGGUGAACUCAGACUGUAUAAAAACGGUCAAUUUGAAGGCCAGCAUAUGGGUUUUGAAGUGGGAUAUACAGUCCGAUCUGGAGGCCAUUUAGUGCUCGGGCAAGAUCAAGACACCGUUGGAGGAGGUUUUGAACUGGAGAACACACUGAAUUCCCAACUGGCUGAGGUCAACAUGUGGGACCGGGUUCUGUCCGAAAAAGAAAUUGCUGCUCAGUACACAAACUGCAGGAUACCAAGUGGUUCCGUUGUCACCUGGUCCGAAUUUAAAACGCUAACCCAUGGCAGUGUGAUUGUCAAACAUUAA